Molecule: messenger RNA, 1964 nt
Organism: Oncorhynchus masou masou (cherry salmon)
Lineage: Eukaryota; Metazoa; Chordata; Actinopteri; Salmoniformes; Salmonidae
Gene: kcnk13a
Product: potassium channel, subfamily K, member 13a
Exons: 4
Coding region: 13-1299 (428 amino acids)
Biological process (GO): potassium ion transmembrane transport; stabilization of membrane potential
Cellular component (GO): plasma membrane
Molecular function (GO): outward rectifier potassium channel activity; potassium ion leak channel activity
Source: RefSeq, a predicted model, not a curated record
GCUGCCGCCGUAAUGGCGUGCAGGAGAGGCUGCUGCUGCGGUGUGGUGAACGAGGAUAACGCGCGGUUUCUGAUGCUGGCGGUGCUGAUCGUGCUGUAUCUGCUGUGCGGUGCUGCGGUGUUCUCUGCGUUGGAGCAGCCGAAGGAGCUACAGGCAAACGAGCAGUGGGCGCAGCGCUUCGAGAGAUUCACCCAGAAGCACAGUCUUAACCGGACCGACUUGGAGACAUUUCUCCGGUUCUAUGAGGAGGCGAACAUCGCAGGUAUCCGUGUGGAUACACUGAGACCGCGCUGGGAUUUUACCGGCGCCCUUUACUUUGUUGGGACCGUGGUGUCGACCAUAGGAUUUGGCAUGACCACCCCAACCACGGUCAGUGGCAAAGUCUUCCUCAUCUUCUAUGGCCUGAUCGGCUGCGCCUCCACCAUCCUAUUCUUCAACCUCUUCCUGGAGCGCAUCAUCACCGUGCUCGCAUUCGUGCUCAAGUCAUGCCACGAUCUGAAGCGCCGGCGCCAGGGCAUCAUGCCCCACGAUGGCCCCAGGGGGGCGCCACCGCCAGGACCCAGAGAUAGAGGCAGGGACAGUCUGGCUGGAUGGAAGCCUUCUGUGUACUACGUGAUGCUGAUUCUUUGUGUAGCUGCUGUGGUGAUAUCCUGCUGUGCCUCGGCCAUGUACUCAGCGGUGGAGGGGUGGGGCUAUCUGGACUCGCUGUACUUCUGUUUUGUGGCGUUCAGCACCAUCGGGUUCGGGGACAUGGUAAGCAGCCAGAGGGUUACGUACGACGGGAACCAGACAGCCUACAGACUGGGGAACUUCCUGUUUAUAUUGAUGGGUGUCUGCUGUAUCUACUCGCUGUUCAACGUCAUAUCCAUUGUCAUCAAGCAGACACUCAACUGGCUGCUGAGAAAGCUGGACAUCUUCUCCUACCGAGGUUGCUGCCACUGCUGCCCCGCCGGGAUCGCGAAGAGAUUGCCCCCGCGCCGGAAUGCCGUGAUGCCCAGCGGCACUGGACAUGGACACUCUCGGGCGCGGCGAACUGUCUCUAUAGAAACGGACGCGUUGAACGAGAGUGAGACGGACGGAGGACGGCGGAUGUCAGGGGAGAUGAUCUCCAUUAGGGACUUUCUGGCAGCCAAUAAGGUGAACCUGGACCUGAUGCAGAAGCAGCUGUCGGAGGCAGCAACCAAUGGGAUCCCUCGGCCUUCCGUCUCCAACCAAAACAGACAGAAUGGUUUCUCUGGGGGAGUAGGGGCACUGGGCAUCAUGAACAACAGGCUGGCUGAGACCAGUGUGGAUAGAUGACUGAAUAUUACAGUCAUUAUUUAGGCUUUACUGCACACCAUACAGAGAAUGAUCAAAACAGAUACUACAUCUCUCAAAACCAUGUGAUUCGAGAGACAAAGUGGACAGCAGGUGCUCACUGAAGGAGGGAUUCCCAAGAACUGGUUUGGGUCAGGUCCAAAAGUUUUACAUAGGUCACAGUUGGAAAAGGUUUUGGAAUGGAACCAUUUGCUGUAGCCCAUUGAACGUGGUCCAUAGAGACACUGUACACUGUAGAGAAAACAACUACAAUGAGAAUAUCAGAAAACAUCCUAUGGAGCCUCAAAGAGCAGACCUCAUCAGAGCUUUUACAUAGCAUGAGAAUGACUCAUCGUUUAUCAGCAAUGUGUGGCACUCUUCGUUAUGCAUGGCAGCCAUUUUGUCCCAGAAUGUUCAGUGACCGUGACCCAUCAGCCAUUGUGGUGGAGAUGUUAGGGCUUAUGAUGCCAAACGGUCUUGUCCACGAUCAUGUUUGCCUUUCCCUUAUUGACACGUGUACAGUAUUUGUUAUUGACAGCUAUGGUGUUGUUUUGUAGGAGACAGAUCAUGCUUUUAUGCUUGAAUAGGUGCUCAGAAAUUGAAAUCAAUUGUCAAAUUCAUAAAGAUCUUGAUUGAGGAACUCCCCUUCACUCUGCCAUAAAAAAAUC